Molecule: messenger RNA, 1791 nt
Organism: Pararge aegeria (speckled wood butterfly)
Lineage: Eukaryota; Metazoa; Arthropoda; Insecta; Lepidoptera; Nymphalidae
Gene: beag
Product: protein Red
Exons: 11
Coding region: 150-1658 (502 amino acids)
Biological process (GO): mRNA splicing, via spliceosome
Cellular component (GO): nucleus
Source: RefSeq, a predicted model, not a curated record
UUGUGUACCUUCAAUUCGUACUGUCUGAUUCUAUAAAUUAAAUUUUAAUUUUAUCUUUAAAAUGCGGUGAAUUGCUUUACCACUUUACGUUGUAAUUAUCUUAUUCUGUAUUGAACUUUUAUUUUAGAGAGAAACCAAAAGCUAUAAAAAUGGAUGAAAAUAGAAGUGUUGAGGACACGCCAGCGUCUCAGCGACUUACAAAUGACGACUUCAGGAAGCUGUUGAUGACUCCUCGGGCCACCCCGGCUGGGGGAGCCCACCCCGCUGGCUCCGUACGAGAAGCUAUGGCCAAUGCAGGUUCUAUGCCUCCACCAACAGAGAACAAAAGUGAGCUUCGUCGCAAAAAAAAGUCCUACUAUGCUGCAUUAAAAAAACAGGAAGACACCAAACUUGCAGAACUGGCUGAAAAGUAUAGAGACAGGGCACGGGAGAGAAGAGAUGGAGUCAACGAUAUAACUUCAGCAGAUCCAACGAGUAACACCAGUAGUGCUUACAGAGCUGUGGCUCCAGAUCUUAAAUCAGGAAUAGAUGCUAAAGAAAGGAGGCGCCAGAUGAUUCAGGAAUCCAAAUACCUUGGUGGUGACAUGGAACAUACUCACUUAGUGAAAGGUCUUGAUUAUGCUUUGUUACAAAAGGUUCGUUCAGAGAUACAAACCCGUGAACAAGAGCAGGAGGCAGAAAUGGAAAGGCUUGUGUCAGAGCCGGUGGAGGAACCUAUUGAUGAAAAGAAAGAAGCACCACCCUUGGAAGAAGAAAUAGAAUUUAAAAUACCAACAGCGAGAGUCAUUUAUAAUUUAAUUAUGGAACAAAAAUCCAAAAAAGUGAUGCGGAAUGAACUGUUCGCGCCGGGGCGUAUGGCCUACGUUGUGGAAUUAGACGAAGAGGGCACCAUAGACAGUGACAUACCGACGACUUUGACGAGGAGCAAGGCGGACGUACCAGAGGCGGACGAGCGCAGUUCGGCGUCCACCGCUAACGACGUCGUGUUGGAGAAGUUAUCUCAGAUAUUCUCAUACCUGAGGCACGGCAGACAUCGCAAGCUGAAGAAAGCCAAGGAUAAAACUGCGGAGAAAGGUCGUAACGACGACUCUAUAUAUGGCGACAUCGGGGAUUACGUCGCGGGGGACAGGCGAGGCGAAAGACGCGAAGACCGUCCUAGGACUGGCUACUUCGAUAAGCCCCUGGAGACUGAAAAGGAAGAAGGCCCCGGGCCCCUGCCUCGUCGUCAAGUACCAGCGAACCCGGAGGAGCGCGAUAAAAGAAGCGCGGCGCUGCUCUCGCGGCUCGCAGCGGAGCCCGAGGGCUACGCGGAGUGCUAUCCCGGCCUGCGCGAGAUGGACGAUGCGAUCGACGACUCCGAUGACGAAGUUGAUUAUACAAAGAUGGACGCCGGCAAUAAGAAGGGACCGAUAGGUAGGUGGGACUUCGACACGCAGGAGGAAUAUUCUGCUUAUAUGAGCAGCAAAGAGGCGCUACCAAAGGCCGCAUUCCAGUAUGGAGUUAAGACGCAGGACGGACGCAAGACAAGGAAGACCAAGGAUAAGAGCGAGAAAGCCGAACUUGACAGGGAAUGGCAACAGAUUCAAAAUAUAAUACAAAAACGUAAAGCCCCGCAGUUCACUGGUGAUGAGAGCAGUUUCAAAACUCCACGCUAUUAAACUGGGACCAAACGAAGUACUACUAAGUAUUUACUAUGAAAAAAUAUUAAACCUUAGCUUAAGAUUUGUAAACGUGUUCAUAUUGUCUAUUUGUAAAUAGUGCACCGUUCGGAAAUAAAUAAUUCCUUUUGUA